Messenger RNA from Truncatella angustata, 1500 nucleotides. Its product is annotated as MFS multidrug transporter-like protein. Gene Ontology annotation, biological process: transmembrane transport. Bases 1 to 1500 code for a protein of 499 amino acids. The transcript has 4 exons. NCBI's taxonomy places the organism in Eukaryota, Fungi, Ascomycota, Sordariomycetes, Amphisphaeriales, Sporocadaceae. The record is from RefSeq and is a predicted model, not a curated record. Gene Ontology annotation, molecular function: transmembrane transporter activity.
AUGUCGACUUAUCAAGAUAAUCCCAGCGGAAGUGUUGAUCAAGCUCACCCUUCUGCCUCAACGCCUCUUCUAGCAUCCGCCUCAGAGGUUCCGGUUGAUCAUUUCGCACGUGGCGAUCCCGAAAACCCUCGUAACUGGCCCGUAUGGAGGAAAUGGCUUAUCGUCGCCGUCAUCACGCCUAUUGAUCUUUCUGUGUCAUGGGGAGCAUCGGGGUUCUCGCCAGCUACCGCAAGCUUUCGAGCCGAGUUCGGGCUCUCAGAGACUGUGGCAACACUUGGGUUGAGCCUCUACAUUCUGGGACUUGCACUUGGCCCUAUGUCUCUUGCGCCUCUCAGUGAAUUUUUUGGUCGAAGCGUGAUUUAUAUAGGAUCAUACGCAGUUUUUCUUCUACUUUUAGCUGCGACUGCUCUGGUGCAAACCGUUGGUGGAUUCAUGGUCCUACGAUUUUUCAGCGGGCUAUUCGCUGCAGUCACCAUUGCGAACUUCGGCGGAUCCAUUGCAGACAUGUGGACUCAUCAUGAGACAGGUAUCGCUAUGUCGAUCUACCUUUGGGCCGCAACAUGUGGUAGUCCAUCAGGCUUCUUCGCAAUGUCAAUCGUAGCUGAACACAGAGGGUGGAGGGAGGUAUUCUGGGCCCUGCUCGGGGUGUGCGGAGCAUUUUGGCUCAUUAUGGCGCUCACUCUACGUGAAACAAGGCACACAACUAUUCUUCGGAGACGAGUCAAAGCUCUCAAAAAAGCAAACAGCUCUCUUAAUCAUGCUUACAAGCCAGGGACACUUCAGCGCAGGUCUGCAAACGAACUCUUCAGAGUGGCUCUAACUAGGCCCUUCCGCUUUCUGUUCACAGAAGCCAUCAUCAUUUUCGCAGCACUUUACAAUGGCUAUCUAUAUGGCUUAAGUUUUCUAUUCAAUGGAGCCUUUAGGAUGGUAUUUGGUGAAGGGCACGGUUUCAACACGUUUGAGGUUGGCUGCGCCUUCUUAGGUAUAGCUAUUGGUAUAUCUGUCGGCCCAUUUACCAAUCUAUGGCAGGAGAGGUACUAUCAACGACGCUUGACCUCAAGCGGUUCUGGAGCAGCGCCGGAAGCAAGGUUACAAUUGGCCAUGGUGGCUGCAGUCGUUUUUCCAAUCUCUUUAUUCUGCUUUGCUUGGACUACAGGCGCCAGCAUUCCGCCUAUUAUGCCUAUCAUUGCGUCAGCUUUUUGGGGUUGGUCCUUCUACACAUUAAUACUCAUGACUUUCCAAUACACCGAAGAUGCAUACAGGGUCUUCUCUGCGUCUGCCCUGGCCGGAAUUGGGUUGGUUCGCAACAUUGCUGGCGCAGCUUUUCCACUGUUUGGUAGAAACCUCUUCCAGACGUUAGGCUAUCAAUGGGGUGCUAGCCUGUUGGCUUUUCUGAGCAUUGCUUUGAUUCCUAUUCCAUUUGUUUUAGCGCGCUUUGGGCCAACUCUCCGCCGCAAAAGCCCCUGGGCUAGGCAGCAUAUGGACGAUGCUGAAGAGUAA